Messenger RNA from Myxocyprinus asiaticus (Chinese sucker), 3871 nucleotides. RefSeq names its product specifically androgen-regulated gene protein-like. Bases 199 to 2229 code for a protein of 676 amino acids. NCBI's taxonomy places the organism in Eukaryota, Metazoa, Chordata, Actinopteri, Cypriniformes, Catostomidae. The transcript is spliced from 5 exons. The record is from RefSeq and is a predicted model, not a curated record.
CGACACGUAGCAGUGGAGUCCCGACACCAAGCAGGAACGGAGCUGGAUCUGGCCGGCACUGGAUCAGAACCAGUUUCUCGGAGGUUGCUCACGCAACCCGCUAUCAGUACCACCACAGAGAAAGAUUGCCACUCUUUUGUAAUAUCAGAAGAGGCUCUUUUAAAGUCCUGUGCCAGUGCCUUGCUGUUCCAAUGUGCAAUGCCAAAAAGUGACACCUGGCCAGGGGACAUUGCCGUGGAAUCUGUGACCGGUAUGGACAGUGCUGGUAGCUGUGAUAGUGUGGUCAGCAUCAACUCUGGCUUUAGUGAUGAUAGUUUUGGACACCUUUCUGCUGAGGAGAAAGCAACCCUCAUGUACCUAGAAGAGACCAUUGAGGCUCUGGAGGUAGAAGAUGACAGCGGUUUGUCUAGCGAUGAGCCUGAUCGCCCAUCUCAUGACCUGGCUGGAAAAAAUAUUCAUCAACCCUCCAUCAACCUCAACAAACCUGAGGAGCUAUUAGCCCAUGAGGACCCAAACCAAGUCAUGGGAAAACAUCGCAAACCAUCUCAGAAGUACCUUGUGCCAACUCCAUUACUCCUUGCCAGUGGUAAUAACAAAUUAACCAGUAGACCUGUUGAAUCAUCUCCCAAAGAACAACCUGUGGCUUUUCUUGAUGUACCUGAUGGGUUCAGAUCACAAUCUUACCAUCAGCAAACUGGACUGGCAGUUUCAGAAGGAACUGCUCCUUCCAACGUUGUUACUGCUAAACCAAGCAUUGGAUUAUCGAGUGAUGUGAUUGACUUGCCACCUUCUUUCAUACCUGAACCACCAGUUAGAGCAAAUUUGCCCAGACACUCGAACUCGAAAGAGAGUUCUCCUAAGAGUUUGGAUGUCAAGUCACAGCAGAAGCCCCAGAAAGCUUCCUCAAAGAUUCCGGUGGGUUUGAUUCCUCCACCCUCAGACUUCAUGGAUGAACCAGCAGAGAGGAGCACCACAACACAUUAUUCACCACAGCCAACACCCGUUUUCGAUGAGCCACCAGAAUGGACUCCUGAACUCCCGAAAACAAAGCCAAAACCUGGUGGUGGAACAGAUGAGCCUGCUGAGAUGAGAAAAUCCCAAAGUGCUGACCCAGAAACCUCAAGAGGAAUUCACAAUGAGCUUGAGAAUUUGCACAAGAAGGCCUCCAUGAAGAAAGCGCCUCAUUUGACACCAUUAAUGUUAUCACAACAUGCUUCCGCAGACAAACCGAUAACACCUUCAACAUCUUCAGAACAUGUACCUGGAGUUCCAAAAGAUUACAGUGACAACAAAAGCCCACCAGUUGUGGCUCCCAAACCCAAGAAACUGCCUUCUAAUAUCAUUCUCAAAAGCCACAAAGAUAUGGGUGCUGCACACACUUUAUUACCACAGAGUGACCGUCCUCAACUUGAUCCACAGAAGACACGAAUGGAAGCAUUGAGAAAAUUAGGCCUGCUGAAGAGUGAGGAUGUCGUUUCCGGGCCCAAUGUCUCUUCUAAUCGAUUACCAACAUUCAAAGCUAAAGAUACCCCACUUUCCUCCAAUAACCCAAGCAUUUACAUGGGGGCACCCAAGGUAGAAGCAGUACAGGACUCUAGACAAGCUGAAAGUCCUGUACCAGGAGUGGUGCAGUCACAAAUAGACAUGCCAAAACUCAUAGAUGCGGCAAGUAGGGAAGGUUCUUUAAAGAAGCAACAAGCAAUACCUUAUGAGGUCAAAUCAGCUUCUCUGGAGCGAUCAGGUGUUGGUCUAAGCAGCAUUGUCAUUGAACCCACCGCACAGGCAACAACUUCAGACAAGACCAAUAUUGAGCGGCGAUCAGGUGUAGGUCGGAACAGCAUCAUCAUUGAUCCGACCCUACAGGGAACGAAUCCAGACAAGACCAAUACUGAGCACCGAUCAGGUGUAGGUCGGAACAGCAUUGUCGUGAAACCAACAUUACACGCAACAAAUCCAGACAAAACUAAUGUUGAGCUAUCGCCAGGUCAGUUACGAAAGAACCGAAGUCGACCUCCUUCUGCAGGAAGCGCAAAGGACUUCGGUAUUGGUCAUCCAGCUGAUGAUUCAAACAAAUCACUUAAUGCUGCUUCAGUUCAGCCUUCACAGCCAGGUAACAACACCCAAAAGUUGCCCCGCUCCAGUGGAAUAAGCGUUCUGAUUACACCACAUGGUAAAAAUGGCGAGAACCGACAAGAUGCCUUGAAGAAACUGGGCUUAUUGAGGAAAUAAACAGUUUGCUAUCUGCCUUUCUCUAAAUUCUGUACUUCUGGGUACAGAAUUCACAAUUUAUUCUGGGUACAAGGAUCGUUAGCACUGUAAAACAGAAUGUUGAAUUGGGUCUCACAUAAUAUGGAUAUUAAGACAUAAUCAGAAGUACCUGCUGUAGUAUAGUUUUUUUUCUGGAUCUUCAGCAAUAUUGGCACUUUUGGUUUCAGCUUGAUGGUUGAUUUGCAUCCUCUGCUACCUGCUUAAAUAAUCAUCACAACAUAGCAUAUGCACUUUCUUGUAAGUUGUUUUAGUAAGAAAGGUAAGGAAAUUAAUGUAAACAUCAUAGCAUCAAAAUGAAAUCAAAAUGGACCUUAUUCACUUUCUGAAGGCAUGUCCCUGGUCUUAUGCACGAUUCAACCAUGUAUGUUAUUUAAAAGAGAAAGAAAGUCUUUCUUAGUAAUAUUUAAACAAAAUGUAAUAACUUUCUCCAACUCUGAAUCGACUUUCAUUUUUGGUUGACGUCACAUCGGUCGUGUAGGCUAUUGGUUAAUGGUAACCAAUCGCAAAAUAGCUAUUUAGGCAUUGUUAUAGACCUUUCUUAAUCCAGUAAGAACCAAUUGCCAAUAGUUUAUGCAGUAAUUUAAUGCCAGUUAAUGUUAAAGGUGCUGUAAGCGAUUGUUUUUCAUGGAAAGGUAUGCAACAUUUUUUUACUACUCCCUGAAAGAUAUGAAUGAAAUAAGUGUCUUGAGAUAUCUCACCGGUCUCUGUGACAGCUCUAGACUCUGUAAACAGCAAACAAAAAUGUGUCCGCAGACUGCGGACAAUGACGCUUUCUGCCUGUCAAUCAUUUUGCUCGUUCUCAUAGUAUUGUACAGCUAAUUAUAAAGGCAUAAUGUCAUUUUUAUGCCAUGUUGCUCAGACCACUUAUCUGUUAAGGGCACUAUUUUGCUGCUGUUGUUUUUGACAACUGUUUUUGCUUGUGUCGGUCUCAAUAAAGCUUUUUUUUUUUUUUUUUUUUUUGGAGUAUGGGAUUUUGGAAAAAAGGGAGCGUGGCUAAUCCAACGACACAGCUUGUGGAUAUUCUAGAAGGUCUAAAAUCACUUACAGCACCUUUAAUACUCAAAUCUCAUCUCUGGUGUAUAUAUUUUUUGUUGUUGAAUGGUGCUGUACACACCAUAUUAAAUAAACAUUUUUAAUAAAGCUGCUAUUCUUGAAAAUGAAUAGAUUAUUGUUUACUAAUGAGUCAAUAAUUUUAUUCUUCUACAGAUUUAAUAAUGUGGCAUUAUUUAUGAGGGGUUCUUAAUGAAUACAAAUUUGGACUAUACUGAGGAAAAAGAAAAGAACAAAGAUAAAAUCACACUUUUAGAUUUUGAAGGUAAAUGGGUAGUUGACAUGCCUAGAUGUGUGACAUGCGAUAAAGUACAAAAAUUACAAAGUUCUGCUAUUUUUAUAUUAUAUUAUAUUAGAAUAUAUUGUAUUAUUAGUAGCUUUUAUUACCUCAUUAUUUGAGACAACAUGAAAUAUUAUACUUUUAUAAUAUCAUAUGUCAUAAAAAUCAUUUGUCACACUGCAGGACCAUUCAAAAUGAACUAAUGAAGGCAAAAGGUAAUUAAAAAUGGUGGGAAAAAUCUUAAAAGAAAUGACAAAAGUAACAGGGCCUUAC